CUUUUGUUUAGGCACUAAAACAACUGGGUCUUUUCAAGUCUAAGCCAUUGGGGGUGAGUUUUGCUUUGGUUGGUUUGCUCGUUUUUUUUUUCUUUUCUUGAUCUCUUCUCCUCCUUCCGGGGUUCGCGUUCGCGUCGCUCUCGUCUCGUCUCGUCAUGGCACCACUGAGGGGAGCCAAGCGGCGGAAGCGGCAGCCGGAGAAGGCGUUGCCGGCGGCGGGGCAGGCGAUGCCGGCGCCGGCGCCCGGCGGGGAUUGGUGGGACGGCUUCGCCCGCAGGCUUGCAGCAGGACAAUUUUCCAAAGACUGCCAAAACUUUGAGUCCGUCUUCAAGAUGUCGAGGAAGACCUUUGACUACCUUUGCUCUCUGAUUAGUGGGGACUUCACAAGAAAGACACAAAGUUUCAGAAAUUUCAGGUUUGGAGACAAGGCAAUUCUAGGCGUGGAAGAUCAAGUAGGUGUUGCUCUGUUAAGAUUGACCACCGGUGAGUCGCUUUUGAGCAUAGGGAACCGCUUCGGGAUGAACCACUCAGCUAUCUCAAACAUCACUUGGAAGUUUAUUGAGGCCUUGGAGGAGCGCGCUGCCAAUCAUCUUAAGUGGCCUACUCCUGAGGAGAUGGCAACCGUCAAAUCUAAGUUUGAAAAGAUUCAGGGCCUCCCCAACUGCUGCGGCGCCAUAGACACAACGCACAUCCUCAUGUGCUCUUCAGCUCAGCCUAACAGCAAUGUCUGGCUCGACGGCGAGAACAGGAACAGCAUGGUCCUGCAGGCCAUCGUCGAUGCCGACAUGCGGUUCAGAGACGUUGUCAGUGGCUGGCCUGGCAGCUUGAAUGACUCGUGCAUCCUGCGCACCUCAGGAUUCUACAGGCUCUGCGAGAAAGGCGCGAGGCUGGACGGACAAACGGAGCUUCCAGGAGAGCCAGCUGGGUCAGUGGUCAGAGACUACAUUCUUGGGGAUGCAAGCUACCCUCUCCUUCCCUGGCUGAUGACUCCAUACCGUGAGAAGGAUCUAUCUCCGGCGAAAGCCGACUUCAACAAGCGGCACGCCGCGACGAUCAUGGUGGUGCAGGGUGCUCUGGCCAAGCUGAAGGAGAGGUGGCAGGUUCUCAAGGGAGAGCUGUGGAGGCCGGACAAGCACCGGCUGCCGAGGAUCAUCUACGUCUGCUGCCUGCUCACCAACAUCAUGAUCGACCUCGAGGACGCGGCGAGGGGCGGCAUGCCGCCGUCGCACAACCACGACGACGGCUACCGGCAGCAGUUCAGCGAUGUCGCCGACGUCGGCGCGGCCGCGCUGAGGGACCAGCUGUGCCAGUAUGUGAGCAGGAUUGGCAGCAGUUUGCCGGCGUGAUUCUGGUCGCUUUGCUUGAUUACUUUUGUCUCUUUUUGUUUACCUUGACAUGAGAUGAAACAUACCAACAGGUGAUAGAAUUGUAAUGCGAAUUUUGGUUACUUUCGAUGA
Oryza sativa Japonica Group (Japanese rice) is the source of this 1457-nucleotide messenger RNA. The record is from RefSeq and is a predicted model, not a curated record. NCBI's taxonomy places the organism in Eukaryota, Viridiplantae, Streptophyta, Magnoliopsida, Poales, Poaceae.